AGACAGAAAGGCAGUUGUUAGAGGGUGAAUGGCAGGAACACUGUGUCUGGUGCCUCUUCUCUUGCCUCUGUGUAUCAGUGUGACGGUGAACACAGAGGUGGCUCUGCAAAAGAGAAUCAUUGGAGGUGAUGAAUGUGAGCGACAGUAUCAUGUACAGCUCAGAGCAGUUUAUCCACAUGGACCUUCCAGCUUGUGUGGAGGCUCUUUGAUCAGUGACCGCUGGAUUCUGACUGCAGCUCACUGUCUGAAGCCAGGAGGGAUCAUGUUUGCAAAUCUAAGUGUGCAUCAAGUGGGUCCGGAGCAAGAAGUGCAGAUAACAGCAGAAGCUGAGAUCUAUACAGACAAAGACACCAGCACAGGCAGAGUUCAUGACAUGCUGCUGCAGCUACCUAGCAGCUCUGAUGUCCAACCUAUAAAACUACCUGACUGUGAUGAACCUCCUAAAAGAGUUGAGAUCGCAGGUUAUGGUGCCAUCACCGGACUAGCUAAUGAGAAAAGAAAACCUGGUAAAUCACCCUCUCUUCACUGUGCAGAGACUGAGGUUGUCAGCUGUACAGAGCUCAAUGAUAUUUUACAGAAAAAAUUCCCCGAGGUCCACCGAGUCAAGAGCUAUCAACACUGGUUCUGUGGACAAAGUCCUGGGAAAGAUAUAUGCCGAGGAGACUCUGGUGGAGGAGUGGUUCAUAAUGGCAGGAUUUAUGGGGUCUCUUCUUUUGUGGGAGAUCCGGACUUUGUAUGCAGAGCACCGGCUGCCUUCAUGGACCUCUGUGAUCCUGAGUAUGCAGAUUGGAUCAGGAAAACUAUCAACCCAUAAAAAGCUGUGAGGUGUGGAUGUAAACAAGCUGAAAUAAAUAAUCUUUUAGAGUUUAACUUUGCAAAAGCAUGCAAAACGUAACGGAAGUUGAAUAAAACACAAUAGAAAUAGAAAAAAAUGCCACAAAGCUGAAAAACUGAACAAAAAACAAACAAAAAACAAACACAAAUUACAACAGAAAUAAUAAUAACAAUAUAAAAAAAACACAACAGAAGUAGAAAAAACCCUUCUCAUCCUAAAACUUGGUGGCAAAGUGGAAUAUGGUAAGGAAAGGCUCAUUUAAGUGCUUUCAUUACUCAAAGGUUCCUGUUAAUUAUGCAUGAAGUGAUUUCUGGAGGGGAAUGAAACUUAACUGAAAUGCUCCCUGUGACAUUUUGACCUGUCAAACACAGGCGUAACUCCUGUUAUUCAUUGUUGUAUUGCAGGUCUGCUGUGCACGACGUCUGUGAAUCUGAGUAAUUUGGUUCAGAUGAAGGAAUAAGACUGCUCAGAUGCUUUGGCUGUCACGUAAUGAUUCCUCAGGUUAAGGUGUCUUUGGUGCCCUAACUAACUGUCUGUGCACAUUGAACAGAAAUCCUGCCAUGACAGAACACACUAAUGCCUUUUCAAGGGAGAACCGAUCCUAAUCUGAGCUGUCAGCCCCAAGUUCUCUGCAGUCAUCAAAUCAAGCAUAAUCUGCUUUGAACAGGCUCCCUGCCUCACUGCAAAAGCCUUUUUACCAGCUGCUGUUUGACAAAUUGCAAAGCCUCUGAAGAGACUUUAGAAUGGGGGAAAAAAGGAUACGAAGAAAGAGCUGUACAAAAAGCUAUCCAUGCACUCCUACUGUUUAACAUUUCACUUGGAGUUUAGUGACUGUAUUGUAUCUGUGUAUUGCAUUAUAGUUUCUCUGAGAGCUUUGCUCCCUGAAGAUUUUAUGACCUGUGAACGCUGAGUCUCUCUUGUGGCUGUAAACCAGUCUGCUCAGCAUGUCACUGCAUGGCAGAGUUUCUCUCCAUUUUUUUGAAUCACCUUUGCUCAGUUGUGCUCCUAACUGAUCUCCUGAGUUUGGCUGUAUUCCUGGACUUUGCCCUUUAGUUACUCUUCAGUCUCUUUAACACACGGGCUGCCAAAUUUGAAAUAACAUUUUUAGUUUUGGAAAAAGAAGAGCAUGUCUAGCAAAUUCUUGCACAUCCUUGUUCUUAAAUAGCACUUUUCUACUCAAGCGCUUUAUACACCUCAUUCACCCAUUCAUACAAGCACUUUUCUGUACCUAAGUUCUUUCUAUCUAACACUCAUACUCAGCAGUUUGGGGUUCAGUAUCGUGUCCAAGGAUACUUUGAGAUACAGACCGGAUCAGGCAGCGAUCAAACCUCCGACCUUCUGAUCGGUACUAAUUGGACGUUUGCUGCUGCACAUGUAGCAUCACAACUUAGAAGAUGGUGGUGUGGAAAUGUGUUUCCCAUUAACAAUUGACUAAAAAACUCUUAGUCAAGGGUUAACGUCACCUAUGUCAGUAUUUUCACUGACUCUAAAAAGGCACUGAUCUUCUUUAGAUUAGAUCAACAAUGUGCCUUAAACCUGAGCUGUACAGGAAAAUAGAUUUCUGAUACACACAUGUACAUAAACAAAUAAAGAGAGAUGUUUCCCACCUGCUGAGAAGACAACUACUGUAUAACCUGAUUACCACCAUUAAUCUCAUAUCCACUGAUUUCUGGCACCUAUAAGUGGGAUUGAUUUCACUGUCCUGCUGUCUUGGCCUUUAGGAGAACACAGUGAGACAGAUGAAGUUUGCACCAGAUGGUAGAAACACAAUGAUCAUGGUCUUAGACACAGCAUCCACACUCUGCUCCGUACAUGAUAGUGUGUGUGUGGUGCUGUUUGCAGGAACUUGAUGAGACUUUGCUUAAGUGGAAAUCCACUGAUGUUCAAGCCCCAGGGAAGUGGGUGGGGGGAUAGGACCUCUGGGGCCCUCUUCCUGAUGGAGCCCUACCUGACUCCUUUCACUGCUAAAGCAAGAAUCUGUUUAAACAAACAUAAUGACAACAACAAAAGUCACUCAACAGAAAAGUGGAGAAGUUAUUUCCUUUAUUAGUUAGUUUUUAGAUUUUCAUGUGUUCAUUUUUGUUGGUGUCACAUAGCUUACAGAUGUGGACAGUUUUAUUGGUGCCACAGCUCACAGCUCAUUGAAACAAUACUUCAUUUCAUCAGAAUCAUCAAAUGAUUCUGUUAAAAACAACCGCCCAGUGUACUUGCAUGGCUUUAGUAUGUGAAAGAGUGAACCAAUAAAAAUGUGAAAAGAAUGGAUUUGUUGAUUUUACAGAGAUUUUACAGAUUAGUAUUGUACAGAUCGCAGUUCUCGUCAAUAAAAUGACAACC
Messenger RNA from Oreochromis aureus, 3169 nucleotides. RefSeq names its product kallikrein-8-like. Gene Ontology annotation, biological process: proteolysis. NCBI's taxonomy places the organism in Eukaryota, Metazoa, Chordata, Actinopteri, Cichliformes, Cichlidae. The coding region runs from base 29 to 814 and encodes 261 amino acids. The transcript has 6 exons. The record is from RefSeq and is a predicted model, not a curated record. Gene Ontology annotation, molecular function: serine-type endopeptidase activity.